GUCCAAGGGAUCCAAGGCGCAGUCGAGACGAGCUGGAUGUAAACAAACGACACGUGAAACAUGUGGUUAGCAUUUGGAUCCAUUUCCUGAAAUAAAUUUUAAUUGUUUUUGUAUGUAUAUCAAGUAAAGAUGGAUAUCCAGCAAAAUGAAAGGAAGAGGGUCUUCAAUAAGAAAGAAUAUCGGCAGCAUCGAUACAAAUCAAAUUUUGGAAAUAAACAAGAAGGCCGUGGGAAGGCAUUCCUACAGAAGGAUGCAGUGGUAAGACAGUAUCAUUGGAUGCAAAAGAAGGAGGAGAAAAAGCUGAAGAAAAUAGAAAAACAAAAACAUAUUGAAGAAGGCAACUCCAAUGAUGAAGCAGAGAAAACAGAGCCAUCUACAAGCAGUCAUUUGUCAACAGUAAAUUCUGAUGAGACAGAUGUAUUUUCAGAGCUGGGGAAACCAAAGAAGAAAAAGUUGUAUAGUUUGCAGCGUGCUAAACUUGAGUAUAAGAAGAAAGUAGCAGAGAGGGAGCAACAGAAAGAAGAAGCUAUAAGAAGAAAAGAGGAAAUGCAAAUAGCAAGGAAGAAAUAUAAAGAAAAAAAGUUGCAUAGAUAUAAGAAGUUAAGCAAAAAGAAUAACAGAGGACAACCUCUCAUGAGUGGCAGAAUUGAGUUGAUGUUGGAAAAGUUAAUGGAAGAUAGGAACUCAAAAUGAUUUUUUUUUUUUUUUUUUUUUUUCAUUUCUCGUGUUUUUUUUAUUGCAUUUAAUUGUGAGAUCAUUUUACUAUGCAAAGUGCUUAUAAUGCAUGAACAUAUUUCAGUGAACACAACCUUAGAAUGAAUUAAUAGAAAAGAAUCAGUUUGUAUAGGGGUUUAUUCUAACACAGGUAUUAGUGCAUGAAUCAAGUUGCAUGGAUAUUUUUACAUGGCUAGAUUUGGUGGUAGAAUCUGAGCCUAUAAUGAUGUGCAUUCAGGUAAAAAAAAAAACAUUAUUUGGUCCCUCUCUUUUCUUUACAAUUCAUAAUUUGAUGAUUUUGAACUUGAUACAAAAAUUCACAUUUGUUUUCAGUCAUCCAGAAAGUAUUAUAGAGGCUUUAUAUAUUCUUACUUGGGUGUACUUUUACCUUAAUCAAUGUUUAUGCAAUUAGGAUAGAAUGAAUAUUGUUAUUUUGAUUUUAUUAUUGAUGUAAAAUAAAAAAGAAUGCUUGGAAUAAUUCUCAAUCUUCCAGUAUGACAGUUCUUCCUUUCAUACAUUGAUAAGUAAAGAACAAAAAAAUGCAGUUAAGUAGCCCUAUUCCUCCUCCUUGAAUGCAGAUUGUUGUGCAAGAGUAAAGUUGGGGAUUCAGGAAUAAGAAAAAGGGAUGAAAUCACUGAAAAUCUUCAUUCCUGAGUUAUUUGGAUUAAUUCUUUUCAAAAGUAAAUCUGGAAAAAAGGAAAUGAACCAUGAAAGGCAAUACAAAUGGAAACAUAACUUUUGGAGCAUAAUGUUGUUUUAAUUUUAUAGCAUUAAAUUGUUUUCACUUUAUUUCAAUUAAUUUCACAUUAAUUUUGUUAUAUUAACUGUAAACACUAUGGGAAAUAGAUAAUUAAUUAUUUAUUACUUUUUCAAGUUCAAGAUAUUUAGGUGUUCAUGCAGUUGAUAACAGGAAUAAUUUUUCCAAACAAGCAAAGUUUGUGCAUGAGGAUAUGGUGUUUUGAAUAUUUAGUAUAAGGUUCCCAACCUUACUGGCCAUGGGAUACUGUGUGUGGGGCUAUGAAGUAAUUUGAUUUAUUUCCAUGCAUUUUUUUUUUCAAUGGCCUGUAGUAUAUAGGUAUAUUAUCUGUCCCAUACCAUUGAAUAAAAAUAAAUCUGUGUAGUGCUAAAGCUGUUAGUGAAAAAAUUACAUUGUGGGGGGCCAUGGAGAUUAUUAUAUAUUGGUCAGAGACCAAAGAAAAGAAGAGAGAUUGGUAACUUUCACAUGGAAAGAAAAACUUACAAAGUCCAUUUGACAAUGUACUAUUGUGUAUUAAAAUAUGUGACUGCCAA
This is a messenger RNA of Penaeus chinensis, 2004 nucleotides long. Its product is annotated as thyroid transcription factor 1-associated protein 26 homolog. NCBI's taxonomy places the organism in Eukaryota, Metazoa, Arthropoda, Malacostraca, Decapoda, Penaeidae. The record is from RefSeq and is a predicted model, not a curated record. The coding region runs from base 130 to 693 and encodes 187 amino acids. The transcript has 4 exons. Gene Ontology annotation, cellular component: nucleus.